AUGCGCGAGCGAGACCGUAGAGAGCCUUACCCCCCUCGUCGACCAGAUGACCGGCGGCCGGACUCUCGUCUUGACACUCGUCUUGAGAUCCGCCCUGAGCGAAAAGACGCGCCUCCCACACUACCAAAGACCAAGAUUGUUAUAAGGAAGCGUGUAAAACCUCGACCGACUCUUUCUCCUGACUUUGCUGCAUCGGACUCGGUAUACUACCGGAAGCCAGGCAACGAGUCCGUCGUUGGUUCUGGUACUUACGGCAAAGUUUUCAAGGGUGUACACGUCUAUACUAAGGAUAUGGUUGCACUCAAGAAGAUACGAAUGGAGGGUGAGCGCGAUGGCUUUCCUGUCACCGCUAUUCGAGAGAUCAAGCUCUUACAGUCGCUCAACCACGUCAACAUUGUCAAGCUGCAAGAAGUCAUGGUCGAGAAGAACGACUGCUUCAUGGUUUUUGAAUACUCAGCUCACGACCUCACGGGUCUCUUGAACCACCCUACCUUCAAACUCGAGGAGUCGCACAAGAAGGAUCUAGCCAAGCAGCUAUUUGAAGGGCUUGACUACCUACACCGGAGGGGUGUUCUACACCGCGAUAUCAAGGCCGCGAACAUUUUGGUGUCCAACACGGGCCAGCUGAAGCUUGCAGAUUUUGGAUUGGCGAGAUUCUACGCAAAGAGUGGGAAAUUAGACUACACCAACCGCGUCAUCACGAUCUGGUACCGAUCCCCCGAACUCCUGCUCGGCGAAACCCAGUACGGCCCCGCAGUCGACAUCUGGUCCGCAGCAUGCGUACUCGUCGAGAUCUUCACACGGCACGCCAUCUUCCCCGGCGACGGCGGCGAAAUCAACCAGCUAGAUAAAAUCUACCACGUCCUCGGCACGCCCACGGUAGCAGACUGGCCCGGCAUCGUCGACAUGCAGUGGUUCGAGCUGCUGCGCCCCACGGAGCAGCGCACGUCCGUCUUUGAGGAAAAAUACAAGGAUAGAGUUAGUCCCAUGGCGUUUGAACUGCUGCAGGCUAUGUUCUUGUAUGAUCCGGCGGCGCGCCCGACCGCCGCGGAUGUCCUCGAGCAUCCGUUCUUCGCCAGUGAGGCCCCGGUUCCGAUGCGUGCUGAGGCGCUGAAGGAACUGCAGGGCGAUUGGCAUGAGUUUGAGAGUAAGGCGCUGCGCAAGGAGAAGGAGAGGGUUGAUAAGGAGGCGCGAAGGGCGGCGAGGGAAGAGACGGCGCGGAAGGAGGAAGGGAAACGCAGGAUGGAGGUUGAUAGUGAGCGGGAGGCUAAGCGCGCGAAGAGUGGUGAGGGGGAGGUUGUUACUUAG
Dothidotthia symphoricarpi CBS 119687 is the source of this 1308-nucleotide messenger RNA. Its product is annotated as Pkinase-domain-containing protein. NCBI's taxonomy places the organism in Eukaryota, Fungi, Ascomycota, Dothideomycetes, Pleosporales, Dothidotthiaceae. The transcript is spliced from 2 exons. Gene Ontology annotation, biological process: transcription elongation by RNA polymerase II; positive regulation of transcription elongation by RNA polymerase II; protein phosphorylation. Gene Ontology annotation, cellular component: cyclin/CDK positive transcription elongation factor complex; nucleus. Bases 1 to 1308 code for a protein of 435 amino acids. Gene Ontology annotation, molecular function: RNA polymerase II CTD heptapeptide repeat kinase activity; cyclin binding; cyclin-dependent protein serine/threonine kinase activity. The record is from RefSeq and is a predicted model, not a curated record.